CACAUUUGUAAUUUGUAGGUGAGUUUUUUAGUAAUAUCAUAUCACCUAUAUAAAAAAUAAAAUUUGACAAAAAUGCCAGGAGAGUUGCGUAGAAGCGGGCUGCCGGUAAUUUUUCGGUUAAAUACAAAUGGAGGGGUUGUGCGCUAUUGCGUCGUAUCGAGUUUAGAAAGCGAAACGACUUAAAGACGGUGUCGUUUGUGUUUGAACUUAGUUGAAGAACAAUCUUUAAUCUUUCCCUUUCCCAAUCAGAGAAGCAGUAAGGUACAAAAAUGGCAGACGAUUUGUUUGAAGGAUUACCCCCUCCUUCUUCCAACACUCACUACCAACAAUCACAGUCACAAUCACAACAACCAAUUCCUUCUGUUUCCACCAUCAACAAUACAGAAUCAUCUGCAAUUCCCUCCGCACCAAAGCCAAUUCUCAAAAGUGCCCUCAAACGACCCAACCCUACUCAAUCCGAUACCCAAGAGGCAGCACCUAAAAAGAGCUUGAAGUUUAAAACCUCUACUGAUGCUUCUGAAGCGCAAGUUAUUGAGGCAAUGCAGAAGAUAUCUUCACACAUCAAGAACCCUGCAAAAUUCAGCAAGGCUGCAAAGCUUGCCAUCCAGCUGAUUGAGGCAGGAAGUGUUAAGUCUGGCGUUAGUGAUUAUUUUUUUGCCAUAUUAGAAGCUGCGAUGUCAUCACCCAUACCUUGUACAGAUCCUUCGGUGCGGGCAGAUUAUCAUUCUCUGUUAUCAGCAGCACAAAACACCAAAGAACACCUCAAUAAGAAGCAGAAGAAUCAACUAGCAGCAUGGACAAUUAAUGCUGUGGUCGCAAAUGAUUUGUUUACCGACGACAGCUUUGUGUUUUCAAAAGCAGCUGGGCAAAUCAAGGAAGCUAUAUCAAAUCUUCCUGUUGCGACAAAGGAGGAUGACACAGAAGAAGCAAUGUCUCUGGAAGAUAGAAAAGUUAUGGUAGAUGAAGGUGGUCAAACGCUUCCUACAAAUGAAAAUAAUGGUGUGGAGGAAGCUGACCCAUUUGGACUUGAUGCUCUGAUUCCGGAAUCCACAAAGAAAGGUGAAAAAUAUAAGGAAAAGAACGACCCAGCUAUGACAAUAAGGAAGGAAGACGAGGAAGAAACUAAGCGAUUCCUUAAGUUACAAAGAAAAGCCCUGAUAAUUUGUCUAGAGAUUGCUGCUCGGCGGUAUAAAACACCUUGGUGCCAAACCGUUAUUGAUAUUUUAGUGAAGCAUGCCUUUGAUAAUGUGGCAAGAUUUACAGCUCAUCAGAGAGAUGCGGUAGAGAAAUUGUGGGCUUCAAUACGAGAGCAACAAAUGCGUAGGAAACAAGGGAAGUCGGUUACUGGAAAACUUGAUGUAAAUGCGUUUGAAUGGCUUCAACAAAAAUAUGCUACCGAGAAGAUUAGCAUUCGGCAUUCUGUUGGAGCUAGUGGAGACCGUCGUGCCACACAGUGGCUUGGUUAAGUAUUCCUGUGACGUUUUCUACAGGAGGAUGAUGACGGUGAAUCAAUGGCAACUUCAAAAUGAUCAACAUGAGGAGAUUAAACAUUUUCGUCACUUCAUUGCUAGUGUUGUAACUUAUAAUAGGGCUCAGACAUCUCUCCUGACUGACUUUCCCCAAAAACAUUGUUAGAAACUUUAUAAAAUGUGAUUUUUUCCAUCUUUCUUCGUAAAUUGAAGUUACAAGUUAAA
Molecule: messenger RNA, 1694 nt
Organism: Cicer arietinum (chickpea)
Lineage: Eukaryota; Viridiplantae; Streptophyta; Magnoliopsida; Fabales; Fabaceae
Source: RefSeq, a predicted model, not a curated record